UACUUCGGUGUGUUAAUGAAUAAACUGUCAUAUCGUAACUGUGUUCUGCAGAGAGCUUAAUACAUGCAUCCAGUGGCGACAUUCUGUUUACUCAACUAACAUAUUUGGGGGAAAAGUUCUGUUGUGAAGGGUCUUGUUGGUCUGGUCUGGUGAAGGUGAUGGAGACCCCGGGGGGAGAGGGCCUCAGUGAGCCUGUCUCAGUGGAGUACACGUACUGCAUGGGAGCCAUAACCGAGGUCCUGAAAUAUGGUGCCACAGAUUCACACGGUACCAGAAAAACCUCCAACCAGCCCAAAGCUCUCAUCCUGGUCAUUCCAGGUAACCCAGGUGUGGUGGGGUUCUAUAAGACCUACAUGAAGACGCUGUAUUUGACGUUUAAACGGCGGUGCCCUGUAUGGGCAGUGAGUCACGCUGGACACUGUUCUCCCCCAAACGCCAUGGACAUGGUGGAAGACAUGUGUGUGGCUGAGUCACGGGACGUGUUUGGUCUAAACGGACAAAUCGAGCACAAACUGGCUUUCCUCAGAGAGCAUGUACCCAGAGACACACAACUGGUGCUGGUUGGCCAUUCCAUUGGCUGUUACAUCAUCCUGGAGAUGAUGAAGAGGGACCCAGAGCUGAAGGUGGUGAAAUCCGUGUUGUUGUUCCCGACUAUUGAGCGCAUGGCGUGUUCCCCUCAGGGCAGAGUGAUGACUCCGGUGCUGUGUCACCUCCGCUACGCGGCCUACCUGCCAGUCUUCCUUCUCUCCCUGCUCCCUGGCUUCCUGCAGACGGCCCUGGUCCGUUUGGUCCUGGGAAGCCUGAGUUCUCUAGACCACACAACCAUUCCUGCCACAACCAGCCUCUUCAAUGUCGACUGCGCAGCCAAUGGCAUGUACAUGGGAGGCCAAGAAAUGAGGUUGGUUCUGGAGAGAGAUAACGCAACGAUCAAACGAAAUCUACACAAGCUGGUGUUUUACUAUGGAGCAACAGAUCACUGGUGUCCCGUCCAGUACUACCAUGACAUCAGAGCGGAUUUCCCGGGAGGAAACAUCCGUCUGUGUGAGCGUGGAAUUCGGCAUGCUUUUGUCUUGGACGCGGGGAAGGAGAUGGCAGACAUGACUGCUGAGUGGAUUUCUGAUGACCUGAAGAUUCUGUAGCUCCGGGAACCAGAACAGGACUUAGCUCUGGUUCCGUCUGGCACUUUGGAGAAGUUUAAGGAAUCUUUUUCUUCAAGGUUUCCUGAACUUCAGAACCUCCAAAACAUCUGCCCCUCGCUCAAAACACUCAGGGGAAGAUUCUACUGUGUGUCUGUAACUGAGUAUCAUUCUAUGCUCAAUCUUGACCAAUCAUUAUAUGGUUACAGUUCAAAGCAUCAACAUGUAUUGCAUUGUUGACAGAGUCCAAUGCACCAGAAGAAGCAGUCAUUGCAGAGCUAAACCUGGUUUGCGUCAGCUGUGGGCAUAGCUAAAAUGCCAUCAUUUUCCUGUGGUAUACACAAUAAUCUUGAUGAAUUUUUAUGACCAAAUUUUCAAAUUUUUAUUUAUUGUAUUCCGUAAAUGUAAUCUCAUCCUAAUUGUUUAUAAUCAAGUUUCAGGAUUAAAAUCUGUGGCGCUAGAGUAAGAACUUCAAACAUAAUUUUUCAUGAUUUAUUUCCUGAAGUCUGUGGUAAUUUCACUGUUCUAUAAAAAUAUUUUUUAAAAAGUCGUUAAUUUUUUCAUAUUUUAUUAUCAUGAACGCACCAGAUGCAACAGACCAAUUUUAAUGCAUAAACGUGUGGUUGAAAAUUGGUGCAGGACCCAUCUGACCUCCUCAGUAAGGCAGCGGUUGCCUCAUUGAGGGAUCAAAAACAGUAACAGAGAAAAACUUCUAUUAAUGUUUUUUCAAUCUUAAAUGCAUAUUUGGUCCUUGAAGGCAAAAAAAAACCUGGGGGGUGGGGGGUAUUUUAUUCUAUUUUUUUUUAAUAAAAUGAAAUGUAGCCUUAACCGCAAAAGACCAUAAGAUUAUUAUAAUGCAAACGUGGGGUAUACUCUUAGCCAACAACGUCAAGGUGUGGUAUGAAACCAGAAAAUUUCCUUUUUUUAUUAUAGGUUUCUGGGCAGUGUCCUGUUUAAAAAUGAAAUGAAAUAUAUUUAUGGAGGAGAUCCCAUGUCUACAUACGUAUUAAACCCAAGAUCUGUCCUGUCACUUAUGAAUUGAUUGGUUUUAUUUUUUGUCGAUUGUCCAGAGCCUCUGGAAUAGCGUUUCACCUGAAACAGGCAGCCUUUCUCUCAGUCUGGGCUUCACGUGGAUCAAGUGGCCCCCAUUUGGCCGCUGUAUUCUCCCAGGAGAAAGACUUUAUGGAUAGCUGCAGAGCCAAUACUAUUUCUUCCAAUAGGACGAGUUCUCACACUGUGAGUCUGGUUUCCUAUACUUAUAUCUCGUGAUGGAUCAUCACAAUUUACCUCAGUAGCUAAACGGGUCCAGAACACUAGACCAGUGUCCUCUCUCCAGACCUGCUCCUGGAGGCUCCCACGCCACCCGAGAACCACUUUAUGUUGUUGGGUCUCUCACUGCCCUGAAGCACCUGAGUCAACUCAUCAACUCCUAAAUAUCAAGCCCUUUAUUGGCUUAAGCAAGUGUGUUAGGGCAGGGAGGGAUUUAAAGUGUGCAGUGUUGUGAAUCAUCGGGAAUGGGACUGAGAAACGUAUUACUAGGUGGUUUCCAAAGUACGA
This is a messenger RNA of Chanos chanos (milkfish), 2693 nucleotides long. RefSeq names its product lipid droplet associated hydrolase (gene ldah). Gene Ontology annotation, cellular component: lipid droplet. The record is from RefSeq and is a predicted model, not a curated record. The transcript has 7 exons. Gene Ontology annotation, biological process: lipid storage. Bases 159 to 1139 code for a protein of 326 amino acids. NCBI's taxonomy places the organism in Eukaryota, Metazoa, Chordata, Actinopteri, Gonorynchiformes, Chanidae. Gene Ontology annotation, molecular function: lipase activity.